UUAUGAGGGCUCGUCUUUCACAAGAGGCGUUGCUCUUCGGCAGUGGCGCUUCUCUGCGAGCAAAAAAGAAAUUUCCGCUUCCUGCAACGAUAAACAACUAACGUAGCCAACUUGAGAAACAUUCGCAGCGACUUUGACGGUGAACGGUGGGUUGAAGAGCAACGCAGCGUGCGUCGAGCCUCGGUCCUCGUGGACGGAUGACUGUGCUGCAGUAGAGGGUCGGCGCUCCGACAAACAGCCGUUUUAUUCGGGUUUUCCUUCAUUGUUUUCAAACAUAAGGUUCCUCCAGCAUGUCGGAGCGGGGAGGGCUCCCGAGGACUGGAGGCGUACCGUCUCCGCAGCCCUCCAAACCGGUGGCGAUCACCUCCAAUCGGCCGGUGCACAUGAACCUGUACGCCACCUGGGAAGUGGACCGAUCGUCGCCGAGCUGCGUGCCGAGGCUCUUCAAUCUGACUCUGAAGAAGCUGGUCAUGCUGAAGGAGCUGGAUAAAGAUCUGACGUCUGUGGUGAUCGCUGUCAAAUUGCAGGGCUCAAAGCGAAUCCUCCGAUCCAAUGAGAUCCUGUUGCCAUCGAGCGGCCAAACAGAAACAGACCUGCAGCUCACGUUUUCCUUACAGUAUCCACAUUUCCUGAAACGAGACGCCAACAAGCUGCAGAUCAUGCUGCAGAGGAGGAAGAGGUACAAGAACAGGACCAUCCUGGGCUACAAGACGCUGGCGCUCGGCCUCAUCAACAUGGCAGAGGUGAUGCAGCACCCCACCGAAGGCGCUCAGGUCCUGGGUUUGCACAGUCAGCUGAAGGAGGUGUCCGUCCCUGUGGCUGAGAUCCGGGUUUAUUCUCUGUCCAGUCAGCCCAUCGACCACGAGGGACCCAAAGCCAAGAUGAACGAUCGUUCUCCAGACAUUGAUAACUACUCAGAGGAAGAGGAGGAGAGUUACUCGUCUGAGCAGGAGGGCAGCGACGACCCCGUUCAUCAUUAUCUAGAUGAUGAAGAGGACGAGGUGAGGAAGAAGAAACCCAGACGCAAACUUACUUCAAACGCCUCCAUUACUAGACAACCGAACAUCAAGCAGAAGUUUGUGGCUCUGCUGAAGAGGUUUAAGGUGUCAGAUGAGGUGGGUUUCGGGCUGGAGCACGUGUCCCGUGAGCAGAUUCAGGAGGUGGAGGAGGAUCUGGACGAGCUCUAUGACAGUCUGGAGAUGUACAACCCCAGCGACAGCGGGCCGGAGAUGGAGGAGACCGACAGCAUCCUCAGCACUCCCAAACCCAAGCUCAGGCCGUUCUUCGAGGGAAUGUCCCAGUCGAGCUCUCAGACGGAGAUCGGCAGCUUGAACAGUAAAGGCAGUCUGAGCAGAGACCCCUUCAGUCCUGGAGAGCAGCCGCCGUCUGAUAAACUCAAACACUCGCGCAGCCGCAACCUGGACGAGCCUCUGUCUGAGACGGACACGCUGGAACUGAAUGAUCAGGAGUUGUUCAGUGAAGUCGGACCCUCUAUAACAGUGUCUGUGGCUGAAAAACCACGAACACCCCUAAAAACCAGCAAGAACGAGCUUCAGUCCAUGCCAUCGCCCAGGUUGGAUGGAGGACACACACCCCGUAAGCGCAACACUCCUGUGAAAGACCGACAGCUCUCCAAACCACUGAGCGAACGAACCAACAGCUCCGACAGCGAGAGAUCGCCUGAACUUGGACACAGCACACAGGUCCUCAGGAAGGCCGUCUAUGAUCAGUUGAAUCAAAUUCUGUUAUCAGAUGCUGCUCUUCCCGAAAGUCUCAUCCUGAUCAAUGGCACAGACUGGCAAGGACAGUAUGUUGCAGAGCAGCUUCAGGUUCAGAAGCAUCCUGUGGUUUGCACGUGUUCUGGAGCAGAGAUUCAGGCCGUUCUCUCGGCUCUGCUCACACGGAUUCAGAAAUUCUGUAACUGUAACUCGUCGAUGCCGCGGCCGGUGAAGGUGGCGGUGGUCGGCGGUCAGAGUUAUCUGGGAUCAGUGCUGCAGUUCUUCGUCACUCAGCUGGCCAACAAGACGUCUGAUUGGCUCAAUCACCUCCGCUUCCUGGUCGUGCCUCUGGGUUCUCAUCCUGUUGCUAAGCACCUGGGUGCCCUUGACAACCGUUACAGCGCAGCCUUUCUAGACGGAGCCUGGAGAGACACAUUCAACCGAUCAGAGCCGCCGCAGACGGACGCGGUGGACGUGGCGCGCGUGGCUCAGUACAUCAGCGGAGCGGCUCUCACACACCAGCUGCCCAUCGCUGAGGCCAUGCUGACCUGCAAACACAGAACGAGAGACGAAGAUUCCUACCAGAAAUUCAUUCCCUUCAUUGGGGUGGUGAAAGUGGGUUUGAUUGAGCCUGGCCAAUCAGCAGCAGGCGACUCUGAAGAGGGCGUGGCUGUGAGUUUAGCCGUCCCCUCCACGUCUCCGCCCUCUCACGGCUCACCCGGCGGGCUGAAGGAGACGGCCACGCCCCCCUCGUCUCCGUCCAUGGGCGGCGGUUUGGCGGUGCAGGGGAGUCCCAGCAUGUCUCACGGCGUGGACGCCAUCGGGCUGCAGGUGGAUUACUGGCUGGCGUCUCUGGCAGAGAAGCGUCGUGAGGGCGAGAGGAGAGACACCGGUGGUAAGAACACUCUGAAGAGCGCCUUCUGGUCGCUGCAGGUCAGCCGUCUGCCAGGAGGAGGAGCCAGCGAACCGCAGGCGCCCGUCAACACUAUGGCCAUGACCGUGGUCACCAAAGAGAAGAACAAGAAAGUUCCAACUAUUUUCCUGGGGAAGAAGCCUAAAGAGCGGGAGAUGGACUCCAAGAGUCAGGUGAUCGAGGGCAUCAGCCGGCUCAUCUGCUCCGCCAAACAGCAGCAGACCAUCCUGAAAGUCACCAUCGACGGAUGCGAGUGGAACGACGUGAAGUUCUUCCAGCUAGCCGCUCAGUGGCCGACUCACGUCAAGUAUCUCCCGGUGGGAUUGUUCGGCUACAGCAAACCACCCUCCUAGGACGGCCCACUUUCUCAACCCUGCCCCUUCAACCUGCAACCUGCAACCUACACCCCAUUGCACACCACCGCCGCCACUUUCAUAACGCUGGCCAAUCGCAGUUGAGACGGGACUCUCAUGUGACUGUCUCUGGUGGGCGGGUAGGUGGAGUUGGAAGACGUUCCAUUCGGCGGCUUCGAUAGACUUUAUCAGCGCUAGUCACUUUUAUUUAUCUAAGGCCCCAGAGCCACAUAUGGGGGCCAAGCACAAAAUUUGGAUACACCACCAGUCGAAGACUAUUUAACAGCAUGACACCGCUUAAAUCACUCUCAACAACCCCCAAUAUGCCCCUGUGCGUAACUGAUCUCUUUCAUCAUUGACCUCCAUAACCAGCAUAACUGAGCAAUGCAGUUUAACCCUUGCUAAAAUCUACCAUGGGAACUGUAUUUGGAGAUAAACUCACAGUUAUUGUUACUCAAGUAAAAUCAGCUUCCGGAAUCUUUCUGUUACUUAGCAACUAGGGAAUUUUGGCAGAAACUAUGGUUGCCAUGGUAGUUUUUUGUAAACAAAAAUUCAAACAUGAAAGGAGCGCCAAUGAAAAUUCCAAAAUUAGCAAAUUUCCCGCCUGUAGUAAGAAGGCGGAGUUAAACGCCAAUUUUACAUUUGGCUACGAGGUGCCCAUCGGCCAACUGAGGAGUUUUUAGAUUUCCUAAAAAUAAUUUUUUGCAUAGUUUGUUUUAUCCUGACCUCCAACCUGCAUGUCUUAAACUACAUCACCCAUAAUGCACUGGCAAAGUUAACAUUUAAUGAUAGCUCAGUAGUGCACGAAUAGCGUUCCCCUCCACGCACGGAAGGUUAGUAGUUCGCAUUGGUUAAUCUAUGUUAACUAGAAUAAACUAUUUCAAUUUAGUUUUAUAUUCGUGUUUAAACACACUUUUAUGUGUCAGUUAUUGUUUAUUUUUAAAAGUGACCUUUUAGCUUAAAUAUGUAGCUCAUCUACAGGUUUUAUUUCGUUUCAUAAAAUAUCUCCAAAGAUCUCUGGCCAAUCAGAAUGUAAACAUUACGGGAGAGAAUGAGUCAGCCACCUUUAUAACACGGGCAACGGCAAUCUCGAUUUAUAAAAGAACUACGUCUUAUCAAUCAGCACAAGGCCUGAUGUAAAGGCUGCACGAGGUUGGAGGUGAAAAUGUCACCGAUUAAGCCAGCAGAAUUGGGGAAGGUGUAGUUUUAUUGCUGUUUUUGGUUCUUGCUCGCAUCUUUACAGCUGGAAACCGGUUUGGGGAGAACUUCAAGGGUUUCAUCUUCAUCAGUUGUCAAAUGCUAUGCACUUAAACUCGCCUUCAUUUCUUCAUAUCUUCGUCCAAAGCACAAGAAGCGACCAGCUCCUCAUACAGAAUGCCCAAUUAAAACACGAUUCACAAACACUACCUUUACACACUACAAAAACAUGAUUUUCUUAUUUUAUUCUUAUUUUGUAUUUUGUUUUUGUCUUUUCCAGUACAAAUAUCUAAACAACCUUAAAUCGAGAAGCACAUUUACUUGAGAAGCAAAAUGACUUAAUUUUGGUCAUUUCUCAAAAAACAGUACUUAUCAUCUUAAAUCAUUUGACUUUAUCUUGAUUUAAGAAGGUUUAGCUAUUUGAAAAUACUAGAAAACACUAUAAAAUACAAAAUAGGACACAAAUACUGCGAGAAUCAUUUUUUGCAGUGCAGCUUUGAACAAAAUGUCCAGACUGAUCUGAGAUCAGUAAAUCUUGAGCUACAACAUCCCUUUAUUUUCUAGCUGGAGCUUGUUACAUUACUGCUAAUGGCAGCUUUCACAGAAGUACCGUGGUUUUAUUUUGUCUAGAACUUUUGUGAGAUAUUCUUGUGAGUGGUAGGUAAUGCAACUAACAAAAUGUCACUGAAAUGUGGUUUUAAAAUAAUAACAAAAAAACUAUCUAUGAAAUGGUGUUGUGCCACAGUGAGAGUGAAGCCAGUGUGUAGUGCGUGUCGGUUUGUGCGAGUGUGUGUGUGUUGUGGACAGUAGUGCUCACUGGUUUAAUUAAUCUGUGGUGUUAACUGUACGUUCUUCACGGCACAAGAUUCGGCAUCUUUCCACCUAGCCGACUUUUAUCCAUUGCUGCUUGAAAUGCUGAUAAAUUAUUAAUAUACAAUGAUUGUUACAUGAUUAAUCUGUUGAACUCCUAAUAUUAUUACUAAUUUACUUUCAAACUGAAAGAGUGAAUCUCACAAAAACCAUAAAGAAAAUGUCAUUUCACAAAAAAAAAAAAAAAAAUAGAAAUAAGAUUUGCUUAAAGAAAAUUCAGCCAAAUUUAGGAACAUUUAGGAUUUUGCUUUGUGACAUGAUUGGUAUAAUUUUAUUAAAAUAAUGUGGCAAAAAAGUUUCAGUUUGAAAAAGUUUUAAUUGCAUACAUCAUGGUAGCAGUUGUUGUAAUUCUGUUAAUUUAGGCUGAUUUCUAAUACAAAUAUUCGCAUUACAGUCAUUAUUACAAUCAUUUUAAUAUAAUUAUUAUUUCGUUUUUUUGCGGUGAUAUAUGACCUGGAUGUGAGAUUCACCCUAAAUCUUUCUAAUCGGAGUCAUGUUUUCUGGAAUGAAGGUAUCAGUUUUUCUGUGGUUAAAAGUAUUAAGAACAACACAGUAUUAAAGUCACGAUGGGUCAAUUAGAUUUUUAUUUGUUCCUGCUUCUUACAGAGAUGUUUAGCAAUAGUAUUGAAGUGUGAGUGUCUUUCGUUUGUGUACAUUAAAUGCAUCUCUCCUUUUUUUGCCCGUAUUUUUAGAAAAGAGUGAAAACAUAAUUUCUUUGAGUUAAUGUUGGUUAUCAGUACCGCACUAUUAAACAAAUAUCCACACAUUAAUAAUUUAUCUAUAGCAGAUAAGUUCUUAAUAUGUUUUUAUAUAGAUGUUUAAAUUGCAUUUUAUUUUAUGAAUAUCUUUGUGAUUUUUAAAAUCCUAUAAGGCUCAUAGAAAGAUGCAUACUGUGGCUGUCAUGAAAGCUACAAGUAAUGUCAGACAGGCUUUUAAUAUUUCAGUCAGCGAUUGUGUCUGGAGGGUUUUCACAGUCCUGUUGAGGCUUUGAUCAUUUCCUCAUUGGAUCUGAAAAUCAUAAAUGAUUUAGAGGGUCGGCAUGUUCACCAAAGCUUAGAAACCACCUAGAAAAGACCCCCUACAAAUGUUGAGCAUACAAAGAGAAAAACCACGCUGAAUAUUAUUUCAAACUAAUUAAAAUGUCUGUACUGUUGUUACACUUGCUGUCCGUGUUUUAAGCUUGCAUGAUGAGCAAACGUGCAAAAACUUGCGGCAUCCUUCAAACAAGCGUUUUGAGUUAAAAAACAAAACAAAAAAAAAACACAAUAAAUGGCAACUAUUUCGGAGUCCAGGUUCAGAUUUUAUAUGGAUAUGUAUUGAAUGGAAAAAAGGAGGGGCAAAAAAAGUAUCACUGCCAAAGAGUGUCAGCUGUUACAUUUUGUUUUGUUUGUUUGUGUUUUUGUAUGUAUGGAAAAUUAUUUUCAGUAUUUAUGGAGCAGUCUGGAAUGGGAAGUACUGAAUUUUCCAAUCGAUUCAUUUCAAUAUGAAAAGAGAGAGUUUUCAACAACUACUAAUUUCCGUUCCGUCACUCGAACAUGGACUGUCUCUUUAUGCGUGUGCCGUGUGGAGUCUGGUCUUUGCCUGUCCUCGUACCUCUGUAUGUACCUGUGUUGAUUUGUCAUGUGAAAGUUCAACAACAUGAUGUGGAUUUGAGCAUUCUGAUUGGUCGACUAAUUAUCCCAACGGCCAAUCAGAGUGGCGCUCGUCUGCUACAAAUACUUUUUGUCAAUGUAAUCUGUCGAGAGAUAAAAUGCCUGAAUUCCACAAGCUUCGGAUUCAAACCGCAGAAUCGGCCAAAGUUAGCCUGCUGUGUAAAGUAAAUCAUUGCGUAAUAUUUAGUCGUGGAAGAUCAAGAACCGAGCUUGUGGAUGAGAUAAGUAUUUUUGCACAUGCAUUUGUUAUCUUUUAGCAGUCUUCAGCUCUUUGCCUUUUUGCCUUUAGACAAAAACGCUUGUACAUAUCCAAAGUGCUUGUAAUAUGAACUCAUGUUCCUUUAUUGUGUUAUUUUUUUAUUUGACAUGUUUUUGUAGUUCUGCUUUUUCAUAAUUGAGUUGUCAAUCAAUAGAUGUGGUAUGGACAGUGGAAGUGUUACUUGUAUUCUUUUUUUAUUUAAUAAACACAUGAUUUGUAAAUUC
Messenger RNA from Onychostoma macrolepis, 7186 nucleotides. RefSeq names its product phosphofurin acidic cluster sorting protein 1-like. NCBI's taxonomy places the organism in Eukaryota, Metazoa, Chordata, Actinopteri, Cypriniformes, Cyprinidae. The record is from RefSeq and is a predicted model, not a curated record. Gene Ontology annotation, biological process: protein localization to plasma membrane. Gene Ontology annotation, molecular function: transmembrane transporter binding.